This is a messenger RNA of Vitis riparia (riverbank grape), 2734 nucleotides long. RefSeq names its product U-box domain-containing protein 13. Gene Ontology annotation, molecular function: ubiquitin-protein transferase activity; protein binding. The record is from RefSeq and is a predicted model, not a curated record. Bases 283 to 2343 code for a protein of 686 amino acids. Gene Ontology annotation, biological process: protein ubiquitination; cell surface receptor signaling pathway. The transcript is spliced from 4 exons. Gene Ontology annotation, cellular component: cytoplasm; nucleus. NCBI's taxonomy places the organism in Eukaryota, Viridiplantae, Streptophyta, Magnoliopsida, Vitales, Vitaceae.
AAAGGCAAACCCUGGGUUUGGAUAAGUCCCAACCCUGGUUAAGCUCAUUCAGCCGCGCCAGAAAAAGUCUCCUGCGCGUGAAUCGCAGCACCAAAACAUCUUUCUCGCCUUCUCUCUAGACUUUCUGUCUCAUGGCGACGACUCCGGCCUACCAUUCCGGUCACCGUCGGCAAUAUAGCUGAACUCCAGUGCUCUACGAAUCUUGUAUAUCGAUUGCUGUGGGCGGUUCGGUGCGGUUCGGUACGGUUGGGGUGAGUGCGGUUAGAUCUCUCAUCUGAAGCCAUGGAAGAAGCAAAAGGAGCUCCAGUACAGGAGCUGAUCGAUACAGUUAGUAAGAUAUCGUCAAUCUCAGAUUACAGAUGUACGGUCAGGAAAGAGUAUUGUAAUCUGGCAAGAAGGUUGAAGCUGUUGAUUCCAAUGUUUGAAGAGAUUCGGGACAGUAAAGAGCCGAUUCCAGAGGAGUCGUUGAAAGCCCUAGUCUCGUUGAAGGAGGCUCUGGAGUCAGCUAAAGAGUUGCUCAGAUUUGGUAGUGAAGGGAGCAAGAUUUUCAUGGUCCUAGAAAGAGAGCAAGUUGUCUCCAAAUUCCACGAAGUGACUGCUAAUCUGGAACAAGCUUUGAGCGGAAUCUCAUUUGAAAAACUUGACAUAACAGACGAAGUUAAGGAACAGGUUGAGCUAGUUCUCUCUCAGUUCAGAAGAGCCAAAGGAAGGGCUGAUGCAACCGAUGCUGAGCUGUAUGAGGAUCUUGUGUCCCUUUAUAACAAGAGCACUGAUGCAGCUACAGACCCAGCUGUCUUAAGGAGGUUGGCUGAGAAGUUGCAAUUAAUGCAAAUAGAUGAUCUCACACAAGAAUCACUGGCUCUGCAUGAAAUGGUCACUGCCAGCAGUGCAGAUCCUGGAGAGAGCAUCGAGAAGAUGUCAAUGCUAUUGAAGAAAAUUAAGGAUUUUGUGCAGACUGAAAAUCCGGACUUGACUGCUACACAUGGAAAGUCCCUUCCUUCAAGUUGCAGUGGGCAAAUAUCUACCGAUGGGAAUCACAAGUCCCCAGUUAUUCCAGAUGAUUUUCGUUGUCCGAUAUCCCUGGAGCUAAUGAACGAUCCUGUCAUUGUUUCAACAGGGCAGACCUAUGAACGUUCCUGCAUCGAGAAAUGGCUGGAAGCAGGACAUGGCACAUGUCCAAAGACACAACAGACCCUCUCUAGCCAGGCCCUCACACCAAACUAUGUCUUGCGUAGCCUCAUAGCACAGUGGUGCGAGUCUAAUGGGAUCGAGCCACCAAAAAGACCCAGCAGUUCUCGGCCCAGUAAAACUGCAUCUUCCUGCUCACCAGCUGAGCGCACCAACAUAGAAAUUCUUCUCAACAAGCUUCGAUCUGGCAGCCCUGAAGACCAGCGAAAUGCAGCAGGUGAGAUCCGCCUUCUUGCUAAGCGCAAUGCAGAUAAUCGAGUGGCCAUUGCCGAAGCGGGGGCCAUCCCUCUCCUGGUCAACCUCCUUGCAACACCUGAUUCCCGCACCCAAGAGCAUGCUGUCACAGCGCUUCUUAACCUUUCCAUAUGUGAAGAUAACAAAUCAAGCAUUAUUAACUCUGGAGCUGUACCUGGUAUAGUUUAUGUGCUCAAGAAGGGGAGCAUGGAAGCACGGGAAAAUGCUGCAGCUACCCUCUUUAGCCUUUCGGUGGUGGAUGAGAAUAAGGUUACAAUUGGUGCUUCAGGGGCAAUCCCACCACUGGUGACAUUGUUAAGUGAAGGUACCCAGAGGGGGAAGAAGGAUGCUGCAACCGCACUGUUCAACUUGUGUAUUUACCAAGGGAACAAGGGAAAGGCAGUGAGAGCUGGAGUAGUGCCCACACUGAUGCGGCUGCUGACAGAACAUGGAGGUGGAAUGGUGGAUGAGGCACUGGCUAUACUUGCAAUCUUAGCCAGCCAUCCUGAAGGGAAGGCAGCCAUUGGAUCCUCCGAGGCAGUGCCAGUUUUGGUGGAGGUUAUUGGCAACGGGUCCCCCAGGAACAGAGAAAAUGCAGCUGCAGUUUUGGUGCAUCUUUGUGCUGGUGACCAACAUCAUCUAGCGGAAGCUCAGGAGCUUGGAGUGAUGGGUCCAUUGGUGGAUCUGGCUCAAAAUGGCACCGAUAGGGGCAAGCGAAAGGCUGCACAGUUGCUUGAGCGCAUGGGCAGGUUUAUUGAACAGCAGCAGCAACAGCAGGCUCUGGUGCAAGCUCAGGCUCAGGCUCAGACUCAGGCCCAGCCCCAGCCCCAGCCCCAGGCACAUACCCACACCCACACCCACACCCACACAGAGAGCCCGCACACACAGCUGUCGACGCUAAUGAAUGCUGUUGAUGGCUGAGGUUUUCUUGUGUCGUAUUGGGUUGAGGCGGCUUUGCUUAAUUAGAAGGGGAGGUGGAAGAUCACCUGCCCCACCUGUUAAAGUUAUUCAUUUGGUUUGUGUGGGGUUGAGGCUUUGAUGAUUUAAAAAGAGUCAUCAUGAUCCAAAAAAGAGAAGGAAAAGGACUGAAAUAUGAUCUGACGAGUGUGAGAUGUGCCAUCACAACAUGUACGCCUGUAAUCAUCCUCAGUUUUUAUUGAAGGAGAUGUUUUCUGUAUCCAGAUCAAAGUGCUUCAUAUUGAAGUUUGCUAAUGUAACUAUCGACAGCGAGAAAACUACAUUCAAAGAAAUGGAAAUGCCAGAAAUUGAAAUGUUAUAAUUCUGCAAGUAAACUGACAGAACUUAUGUUGAA